AUGGCCCACUCGAGCGGUUCUUCAGGUCAUGGCAGCAUCUUCACGAACUCGCGAGACACGCCGCUCUACUCGUCGAACUGGGUCCCAAGUUCUGCCGGAGGAUAUGCUGGAACCUGCAUAUUCCUUAUUGUUCUGGCCUCGGUAUUACGGUGUCUCGUGGCUUUCAAGACUGUGCUGGAGCAGCGAUGGCUGGCCCAGGCAAGGUGUCGGCGUUACGUUGUGGUCAAGGGCAGAGGAACUGAAGCUGGAAAGAUCGAGUCUGAUCCUGCGGCAAAAGCAGGCGCUCUCAUCACCACGAACGGAGUAGAGGAGAAUGUCAAGAUUGUUCAGUCAAACAAUGAAGGAGCAAUCCCAUUCAGAUUGAGUAUUGAUAUACCACGAGCGAGUCUUGUCACGGUCAUCACAGGUGUUGCAUAUUUACUCAUGCUGGCAGUCAUGACCAUGAACGUGGGAUACUUCUCAUCAGUUCUUGCUGGUACCUUUGUCGGCGAGCUGGCUGUUGGGCGCUACGCACAGUGGGAAGACCAUUAA
Endocarpon pusillum Z07020 is the source of this 531-nucleotide messenger RNA. RefSeq lists its product as uncharacterized. Gene Ontology annotation, cellular component: plasma membrane. The coding region runs from base 1 to 531 and encodes 176 amino acids. Lineage: Eukaryota; Fungi; Ascomycota; Eurotiomycetes; Verrucariales; Verrucariaceae. Gene Ontology annotation, biological process: copper ion transmembrane transport; intracellular copper ion homeostasis. The record is from RefSeq and is a predicted model, not a curated record. Gene Ontology annotation, molecular function: copper ion transmembrane transporter activity. The transcript is spliced from 2 exons.